Molecule: messenger RNA, 4365 nt
Organism: Gavia stellata (red-throated loon)
Lineage: Eukaryota; Metazoa; Chordata; Aves; Gaviiformes; Gaviidae
Gene: PROB1
Product: proline rich basic protein 1
Exons: 2
Coding region: 1-4365 (1454 amino acids)
Cellular component (GO): nucleoplasm
Source: RefSeq, a predicted model, not a curated record
AUGCCCUGCAGGAAGAGGGACCCCGUCCUGCUCUCCUAUGCCGAGCUGCCUGGCACCGACGGUGAGGGUCCCCGCAGCGGUGGGGACGGCCAGCGGUCCGCGUCGGAGGAGGAGGGCCACCUCCCCAGCCUCCCCCGCGACGACCUCUCCAAGAGCAUGUCGGGCUCCUCCGUUUCCUCCUACCACUCCGCCCUGUGCUCGGAGGGGACGGAGACCUUCAAGGACUGCCUGGAGUUUCUGGAUGAGGAGGGGACGCCCCCCCGGGACGCGGGGCCACGAGGCGGCUGUGCCGAGGGGGCUGACCCGGGGCGCUGGGCUCCAGCCGGGGCCCCCGGCGUCCCCCCGCCACCUGCCCCCCUCGCCUGCGCGCGGCAGGCUCAGCUGUCCAUCGUGGCUAAGAAUAACCCGGCGCCGGGGCAGGGGGGCAGGAUGGGUCCCCUCGGCGGGGACCGGCAGCCUGCCACCACCGCCGCCGCUGCCGGCGGGGAGCUGGCUCUGCCCCGGCAGCCCGGGGGGAUGUUCGGCGGGGCACCCAGCGAUUCAGACGAGGUGGACGGCGAGGUGCGGGCGCUGACGGCCAGGGCUUUCCGCAGCCUUUCGGGUCCCCCCGGCGCCCACCUCGACAUGUGCAGCUCCCACACCUCCUCCAGCCUCUCCAACUCGCUGUCAGAGGACGGUGGGCGGCCGCGGCGGUGGCCGGCAGCCAGCGGAGAGUCCCGGGGCACAGUGCUGCUGGGCUUGCUGGGGAAGGAGCAGUUCGAGUGCGUGGACGUGGAGCUGGAGAGCGGGGAGGCCAGGAAGGGCCACUGCAAGAAGAGGACCGUCCCCAAGCGCCAGAUCCUGCUGAAGAGGAAGGAGAGGAAGGAGACGGGUUUCGGCCCCUGGGGUGACAGCCCGGCCCCCCAACCCCUGCCCCCCGCCAGGAAGGAGCCCCCCAGCAAGGGCAGGGCCAUCGGAGAGGACUUCAGGCUCAACUACAAGCAGUUCAUGAAGACGGCCUCCUUGGAUGCCGACGCUGGCAAGACCAGGGCGGCCUCUUGCCUGGUGAAAAACGUCCUCGCCAAAAAAAUGCAGUACGAGCAGAGGAUCAAGAUGGAGCAGAAGGGGCUGCGGGGCAGCUCAACCUCCUCGGGGCCGUCCUCCGCCGGCACCGACCUGCUGGGGGAUGGUCUGGAGGGCAAGUCCAGCUCGCUCUCCCGCUCGGACUGCAGCUUCUCAGCCGAGGAUCUGCAUGGUGGCGGGAUGCCGGUGGCCACGGUGACCGUGGGGGAUGCCACCACCACCCGUCCCGCCAAGGGGGUGGUGCUGAGCGAGGCGACGAGGGAGAGCGUCUGCAAGCUGAAGAAGACCUUCAAUGAACUCAAUGAGAGGAUGAAGUACCAGGAGGUCCUGGAGGGCCACCGGCUGCCCGGUGCCACCGAGGAGCCGGCAGCAGAGAGGAUCCGCUACCGGCGAGCACGCGCCUUGUUCGAAGCCCACUCUGGGGUGGGGAAGACGCUGGACGUCGCCCCCAGAUUUGAGAGAGCGCCAAAGCCGUGGCCCAGCUUGAAGCAGCGAGCCAUCCGCCCCAGCCACCCCCAAACCCGCCCCUUCGAGGCCGACAGCCUGGCGCUCCCCGCCGUGCCUCCCCGCCGCCUCUUCACCUCCCGGGCGCAGGAGGUGAGACUGGUGCCGCAGAGCCGGCGGGAGGAGAAGCUGCCAGCGAUGCCCCGCCAGCCACCCAGCCCCGGCACCCCGGCCCGGGAAGCCUCGCCAGCCGCCCCCCCUGAGCCAGAAGAUAAGGGGAAGGGGCGCAUCCCGCAGCCCCGAGACGUGCGCAAGCUGGUGAAGAGCAGCUACAGCCUCCACUUCGGGACUGCCAGCGCAUCCCGUGGCACCACGGCACCGGCAAGCGGUGGGGGGCCGCCACCGGCCACCCCGCUUGUCAUCCACUGCACCUCAGUCUGCCGCCAGGAGACAGCGACGGAGCCGGGGGACGGGGAGGUGCUGGCAGCUGCCAGCCGAGAUCCAGCCCCGGCACGUGCCGAGGGCCCUGCAAAGCUCGCUGGUGGCCAGCCCUCACCCACCCAGGGCUCCCCUGUCCACAUCACGAAGGUCCAGGCCACACGGAGGGGGGCACCCACUGCGGAGGGGCUGCCGGCAUCCCCCCCGCGCCGGGAGCGGAGCGAGCUCAGGGUACCGCCACGGGCUCCAGCGGCCGAGGGGGUGCCGCACGUGGAGACCCACCUCCAUGUCCUGGUGGGCCGACAGUCCCCAGCGGUGGCCGGGGAGGGCUCCCCGGCUCAGAGCAGCACCAUGCUGCGGACAGAGAAGACCGUUCUCCUCCCACCGCCGCCGCCGAGUCCCACGGAGGGUAAGGACAGACGCAGCCACGACGGCACCGGAGGGCUCCGUGCCGCUGAGGGGCCCGAGUCAACGGUGCAGCGGCAUGGCGGCGAUGACGGCGAUGACCCUCGAGCCAGACCCCUGACCAACAGCAGCUUGCACCCACAGCCUGAGAAACCGGCGGAGAGAAACACAUCGAAGCCGCCCACAAGCAAGCAGGUGUCGGUGGGGAGCAGUGGCUCUGCAGGCAGCACUGGCCCCACUGCCCCGUUUCGAGCCGGGGAGGCCAGUGAAGAUCCCUCUGGCCGGCUGCUGGAGCGGAGGGAGGCCUGGGAGCGUUUACCAAAGUGGCCGGCAGCCACCGAGCCGUACCUUCCUGCUUCCCUGGUGGAGAACUCCAACUACUUGGCAAUUCCUGUGAAAGCCCCCAAAUCCUCCGCGAUGCCAAAGAUGCCCUCGGUCCCCAAUCCAGCCAGCACAUCCUUUGGGACCCCUGUGGUCCCCAAGCCAGUCAGCGCAUCCUUUGGGACCCCCUCAGUCCCCAGUCCAGCUAGCGCAUCCUUUGGGACCCCCUCAGUCCCCAACCCGGCCAGCGCAUCCUUUGGGACCCCCUCAGUCCCCAAUCCAGCUAGCGCAUCCUUUGGGACCCCCUCAGUCCCCAACCUGGCCAGCGCAUCCUUUGGGACCCCCUCAGUCCCCAAUCCAGCUAGUGCAUCCUUUGGGACCCCCUUAGUCCCCAACCCGGCCAGCGCAUCCUUUGGGACCCCCUCGGUCCCCAACCCAGCCAGCGCAUCCUUUGGGACCCCCUCGGUCCCCAACAUGACCAACUCAUCUUUUGGUUACUCAUCAGCCUCCAGCCUGGCCAGCACAUCAUUUGGGGCUCCCUUGGUCUCUAACUCCACCAACAAGUCUUUUGGGACCCCCUUGAUCCCCUACCCAGCCAGUGCAUCCUUUGGGAUCCCCUUGGUCCCCAACCUGUGUGGUGCAUCUUUUGGGACCCCCUUGGUCCCUAACUCAGCCAACGCAUCCUUUGGGACCCACUUGGCCCCCAAUUCAUCCAGCAUAUCCUUUGGGACUCCCGUGGUCCCCAAUCCAUCCAGCGCAUCCUUUGGGACCCCCUCAGUCCCUAAUGUGGCCAACUCAUCACUUGGGGUCCCUUUGGUCCCCAACCCAGCCAGCUCAUCCUUUGGGUCCCCCUUGGUCACUAACCCAGUCCCCCCCUCCCUUGGGCACCCAUCAGUCUCCAGUGUGGCCAGUUCAUCCUUUGGAUCCCCUUUAGCCCCCAACCCGGCCGGUGCUCCACUGGGAACCGGUGUGUGUCCCCUGGCCGGUGGGGAAGCACCCUGGAGCAAACCCAGCCCCGAGCCCCCCUUGCCCCGGCCCCCCGAGGGCCUGGCUGCUGGGGAGCACCUGGUGCCGCUGCCCCCAGCCCAGCCCCAGCCUCGCCUCGAGGAUGCUCCCCAUUUCCUAAGGAGGACUGACGGCGCCUCGCCGGGCAGUAAGAGCACACCGAGCCCCACCAAGCCCUUUGCCCCCCACCUGCCCACGCACCGGAGGAUGCUCGUUGAUCCUGACAGUGGGAAAUGCUACUACAUGGAGCCACCGCGGCAGCCCCAGCUGAAAACGCUCUACGACCCCGAGACGGGGCAGUACCUGGAGGUGCUCAUCCCACCGGUGGCAUCGCAUGCCGGGCUCUACCAUGCUCCUUUCAACCCCCUGGUCAUGGCUCCAGGGGUCUAUGCUCCACCCUACAUGCCCUAUGGCAGCUUCCCAGGCCUUCCGGCACCCCCGCCACCCGCCGCCCCCUCCCCAGCGCACCCCGACGUGCCAGCCGCCGAAAACCCCGGCUUCUCUGGGACCUUCAGCCCUACUCCCAAGGGCGAGGGGCCGCCCGCUGCCGGGGGUCCUGACUGCGGGUACCUGGAGAGCCUGUACUACAUCCCCACAGGGAUGCGGGCCAGCCCCGGCCCCAGCCCUGGCCAAGCCCCUGCCCGUGCCAGCCCUGCCGGGCCCGAGAAGGGACCGCUGCUCCGGAUGUGA